AUGGAAACCUACGCAGAUGCUCAAGACACAUCUGAUGUUGGGGAUGAUUUUAUCUAUGCAAGAACGAAACAUGAUUUUAUUGAUUCUAUUCUCAAUACUGCUCAACUACAUGAUGGAAAUUUAUUGCAAGAUCUCUUAAAUGUAUCACGUAUGCAUAAAAUUUCUACAAUUGAUUUUAGUCCCACACCAAAUGAUACUAGUCCUGAUAAUGUUGAAGUUGGUAUUGAUCAUAUAUGGAAAACGAUUGCAAUAAAUCAUUGGUUAGUUUGUCAACGAUUAAAUGCAAAUGAUGUAAAUCAAGCCUAUCAGUAUCAAUUAAAAAAAUUUCACAGUUUAUUAGCAAUCUUCAAUAAUUAUUCAAAAUCAGUAGCAGGCUUAUCCGAUAAUGAAAAUGAUGAGUACGGAGGUAGACAAAUAACGUCCUUGAAUAAUAUGCCAGAUGAACCUACUUUUUUACUACCAGUAUUUAAUCGUAUUGUACAUGAAUUACGUUUAUUAUCACUACUUGUUCACUAUAAUAAUGAUAUAAACAAUGAGAAUACUGACCUCGAUGAUGAUCUUACAAAUAAUAGUACAGUCUCAACAUGUAUUAACUUAAUAUCAUCAGCUAUGAAUGUUGUCCAACGUUUACCCUCAACGGGUGUGGAUUUACAAUCUACGUCAAGCGAACGUUUAUUAAAACAACAUACGCAACAAGAAUCACGUACAUCACCUGUCAUUUAUUCAUCGUACAUCUUGACUUAUCGGUACUUUUUGGCAAAAUCUCUAAUGUUCAAACAUCGUUAUGAUGAAGCAAUUGAACAUUUUGAAUAUGUAUUUAAAAAUUCUUAUUCACAGACAUCAUCAAUUAAAAAUAAACAAAAGACGUUGUUAUAUUUAACUAUAUGUAAAAUGUUAUAUGGUUUUACUCCAAAAUUACAAAUAAUUGAAAAAUACAAUUUGACAACACUCUAUAAUUUGAUAUAUCCAAUUAAAAUUGGAUCGUUGGCAUUAUUUAAUGAGAGAAUAAAACAAUAUGAAGAAGAAUUAUUUGAUAAUGGUCUCUUAUUUUUAAUCGAGAAUCUUAAAUUGAUUUGUAUUCGAAAUUUAUUUCGACAUUAUCUUGUGGUAAUCGAAAAACAACAAUUAACAAAGAUACCAUUAGAGUCAUGCUUAUUGGUUCUAUUAAAUUUUCAACAAAAUGAAUUGUAUACAAUAAAUGAACUAAUUGAUCUUUUGAAUAUAAUGGUACAAAGUGGAAUGAUCAAAGGUUAUAUCAGUCAUAAAUUUCGUUUCUUCGUCAUUUCUAAAAAUGAUCCAUUUCCAAAACAAUAUCGUUUUACAUCAUUGUUAAAUAAUUAG
Messenger RNA from Didymodactylos carnosus, 1341 nucleotides. The record is from the annotation of a GenBank genome assembly. Lineage: Eukaryota; Metazoa; Rotifera; Eurotatoria; Philodinida; Philodinidae.